This is a messenger RNA of Podarcis raffonei (Aeolian wall lizard), 4680 nucleotides long. RefSeq names its product mitogen-activated protein kinase kinase kinase 14 (gene MAP3K14). The transcript has 16 exons. Lineage: Eukaryota; Metazoa; Chordata; Lepidosauria; Squamata; Lacertidae. Gene Ontology annotation, biological process: positive regulation of canonical NF-kappaB signal transduction; protein phosphorylation. The record is from RefSeq and is a predicted model, not a curated record. The coding region runs from base 394 to 3174 and encodes 926 amino acids. Gene Ontology annotation, molecular function: protein kinase activity; ATP binding.
AGGAGGAAGCGUUAUUGGAGGGCCUUGAAGGGGCGGGAGGAGGAACACGCCCGCGCGGGUGGCGUCACGGCCGGCCUUGUUCGCCGCCUGGGCGUGGCUUAUCCCUGAAGCCAUUUUGUCCCACACCCCCUCCCCUGAGACAGGGAGGUGGACGGGGGGAAGGCGCGAAGCAGCGUGGGAGAAAGUGGGCGUGGCUUCGAGGAAAUAGCGGCGUCUGAUUGGGCGGAGGCGGGAUAGCGGGGCGUGGCCGGCUCUGCCCCUCCGCCCUGAGGCGUCCGCUUUUAAGCUUCCUGUCAGUCCGUGCCUGAGGAGGGAAGGAGGCCGGAAGUGCCUGCUGUUGGUCUUUUCUCUUCUCCCCUCAACCCCGCGACAGCCUUCUAGCAAAAGGAGGAGAUGGCCGUAAUGGAAAUAGCUUGCCAAGAUGCUCCAGUUACCGUUGGGCACCCAAAGGAGCUUCCUACGGAUAAAGGACCGAAGGAGGUGGUGACUGAGAAAAAGAGCAGUGUUUGCAAAGUAGAGGAUCCAGAGAAAAAUGUGUUCCAGGGACCGUGGAAGAUUCUGAGCGACGUGAUUGCCAAAGGAACUGCCAAGGAAGACAGUGGGAAAGGGAGCUUAGCCUCCAUCUCCAUCAUUGCCCAGGCAGAAUGUGAGAUCAGCCAGGAGUUCAGCCCUACAUAUUCUGAGAGGCCUUUUCUUGCUGACACCAAACGAUUCAGCCGGUCUUGUAGCCUCGAUCAGAUCCCCAACAAUGUGGCCUACGCAACUGAGGGCAAAAUCGCCCCAGCCUACAGGAAAGCCAUGCAUCGUGGCAAGUCCCGGAAGAAACGGCGAAAGAAAAGAUCCCAUCUUCUGACACACAAAGAGUCGGCCUCCCCACCUCACAAGCCAAGAACCCCAGAGCAGGAGAGCUGCACGCCAAUUCCAGUGCAGGAGGAUGACUCGCCCUCGGACACCCUCUUCAGUAGCGCUUCCUGGCUUUCAAAGUCAUGCAAGGAUUUGGGCUGCGAUCUCAGCCCCUUGGAGAAACCCAAACAAGCCCUACCUGCUGGCAGGUUGGACCACCUGAAGAAUCGAGGAAAGUUAGAAUUACACAAGCUGAUCAGCCCUGCUCAGUGCCUGAGCCAUGUCUGGAAGGCCCACACACAAGACAUUUUGACCCCUCAGUCAGAGACUCCACACCCCUUCCCUUAUCGGAAGUUCCCCCUUGAUUUCUGUGGCUACAGUGACCUCUUUCCUCCCUUGAAACUCAACCCUCUGAGGACCCAUCUCUUUGAUGACCUUUCCUGUGUGGAUGGUGAGCAACGCCUCUCAGGCCUGAGCUUGGAGCGGAGCUUCUCCAAAUGUAGCCACCAGCCUGCAGAAAGCAUCUCAGACAAGCUGUCCAUGGAAGAAUUUCUGGUGGAUGCCUUGAAGGGAAGUGUAAUCCUCGGAGAACCAAGAAACCUAGCUUGUUUAGCCAAGACCUGGAAAGGAGGUGGAUUGAGUCCAAAGGGGAUGGAUGGAAAUGAAGGGGUGCUGCUUAUAGAGAAACUGAAAGCCGUGGAUUAUGAGUAUCGCGAAGGCGUCCACUGGACCAAAUGUCCAGGCUUGCUUGGCACAGGAUCUUUUGGUGAAGUGUACAAAAUGGAGGACAAGCAGACAGGCUUUCAGUGUGCUGCCAAAAAGGUGCGGGUCGAAAACUUCCGUGCAGAGGAGCUGAUGGCGUGCACUGGAGGGGUGCAUGCCAAAGUCCUCCCGUUAUACGGAGCGGUGAAGGAGGGCCUGUGGAUUACUCUCUUCAUGAAGCUAAUGGAAGGUGGGUCCCUUGGCCAGCUCCUGAAGCAACGUGGUUACCUGCCGGAGGACCGAGCUCUUGAUUAUCUAGGCCAAGCGCUGGAAGGCCUGGAGUACCUUCAUGCUCACAGCAUUCUCCACGGAGAUGUGAAAGCUGACAACAUCCUCCUGUCCAGCGACAGAAGCCACGCUGUCCUCUGCGACUUUGGUCACGCAGCUCACCUUCACCCGGAUGGCAUGGGGAAGCAUUUGAUGACGGGGGAUUAUGUUCCUGGCACAGAGACCCACCUGGCCCCCGAGGUGGUGAUGGGGAAGCGCUGCGACUCCAAGGCAGACGUCUGGAGCAGCUGCUGCAUGAUGCUGCAUCUCUUGAACGGCUGCCACCCCUGGACCCAGUACUACAACCACCCUCUGUGCCUCAAGAUAGCCAAAGAGCCACCUCCACUGAGAGAAAUCCCACCCUCCUGCCACCCAUCCACCGCCCAUCUCAUCAAGGCGGGUCUUGAGAAGGAUCCGGCCCAACGGGCCUCUGCAGCGGAGCUGAGGGUGAAAGCCUGUGCGGCCCUUGAAAAGGUGGGAGGCCUGAAGAGCCCCUGGAGAGGAGAAUACAGACAACCCCGAAGCCUACACUUGGCCCCAGAGCCUAGUCUCCCAGACCCACCGCUGCCAAUCCCGGAGCCUCCCGAAGGCCACACCCUCCCACUUCCCCGCCACGGUCUGGCCGAGAAGGCGCAGUUCAUCCCUCUGAGCACGUGCAAGGAACUAAUGCAGCCGUGCGACUCUCUGCAGCUCUGCUUCCUGCCUCCUCUCAGCACCAAGAGGGGCAGUUUGACAGACUGGAGAACCACAUCUUUUGAACUUGAGCUUCAGCAGCUGGAGUUUGAGCUGAUUCGAAACAGCCUGUCUCAGCCCUUCUCUCUGGAGGAGCAGGAGCAGAUGUUGUUGUGCCUCAGCCUGGACAGUGCUCUCCCGUCAGAUGCCAGUGAGAAGGACUCAUUGAAAACAUCUCAGAGCCUGAAGGAAACCAUGAGUUCUGGAGUGGGUUCGUGGAGCAGCCAAACAGAUGGGCAGAGCAACAGCUGGAACAGCUGGCUGCAUCUCAGCAGGAAUACAGAUAUGCCCACCUACUUUGAUGGAGUGAAAAUUGAGAUCCGCUUGCUCAGCGGGGAGAGUCUCCACAUCCGAGAGUUUCAUGGCGCCAAGGUGGGAGAUGUAGCCAUUGGAAUCAGCAGCCAGAUACCGGCCUCUGCUUUCAGCUUCUUCACCAAGGAAGGCCAACCCGUCCGCUGCGACAUGGAGAUCCCUGAUUUGGGCAUCGAGCUUCAGUGCACCCUUGCUCCUGACAGCAGCUGUGGCUGGAGCUGGAGGGUCAAACAUGGCCAACUAGAGAAGAAGCCUUAAGGGAUGUUGUCUCUCCCCACGACACUCCUGUGAUAUCCCCCACGGAGCCAGAUGUGGUAUCUGCAGAUAGCUGAGUGCUGAAUAUUGUUGGUGGUUGUAGGUUAUAGGUUUGGUUCCUCUCUGCUUCUUUACUGCACCCAGCCCUUGUGUGCAGCCAGGUUUAUGGGCUGGGUGGCAGAAAAAACUGAAUUAUUGUGUCUGCGUUUAUGAAACUGACCCAGAAGACUAGGAUGAACCUGAUCUGCUGGGUUGCGGGCAGUCGGUCAAUUUCUUAACCCAACCGCCUUCUACCAAUCCCAAAGAAAAUGGGAAGUUCUGAUUUGCCCAGUGGGGCUUAGUUAAGUUCCCCAAACCCAGCAAUGGGCUUAGAGGUGGGGAACCUCCUUGGAGACAAAGCACAUCAGGUCACCUUGGCCAACUCACUUUCUCAUCAUCAUUCGACGCGGCACACUUCUUGCCGUGCAAAAACCGUUGCCCUGAGCAGCUUGGAGGAAUGUAGUCAGCAACACAUAUCUGAUUCGCUUGGGAACUUCCUCAGCGAAACUGGUAGCAUGCUGCACCUUCUGAGAAAGCUCAGAAAUCGGUGCUGGAAGAUUCGUCGUAUUAAAUUUCAGUUGCAUGGCAAUUUUCCUAACUAUGCAGUGGACAGCCAGCUUUGGUUUUGCGCACCAUCCAGUGCCUAUGGCAGCCCACCAGUGCUUUGAUGAUAAGAGCACCUGCUCUUGCUGCCUGCCUUGUGUGGCCAAAAACCUCAAAGGCCUUAAUAUGCCUGAGCCCUGUUUGGCUUGGUGAAUCGCUACUUGGCCAAAUUUUGGUGAGCUUAAAAUUUCCAGGGGGGAAUUCUUGCAGAAGUCCAGGCAUCAAAUUUCUCCAAUAUACCAUAGUGCCCCUUUUGGGGUGUUUGAGGGGAGUUUUCUGUGCUUGGCGUCAAAAUGCAACCAGCCUUGCAUUCCAUCUCAUGGAGAAAUGCAUGACAGGGUGGGAAAUCACUCAAGUGUGUCUCAGUUUGUUCAUAUAAUCCAUGCCUAUGUUGUUUGUAACCCACCAAACCCAAUACACCUUGGCAGACAUGUACCGUAGCCAAACAGUUGCUUUGUAGGUUUUUGCAGCCCCUGGACAGGCAGCAAGAAGUAGGAAGUUUGAUUUUUUUUUUGCUUGGUGGGUCACCAAUUGGGGGAGCCUGAUAUGCAUCCCUUCAUAGAUAUGUUUUCAGCUACACCCCCCAUUGGUGAUUAGUGAUGACUGACACAGACAUUUCAAGUGGAGCUCCUUACGUUUUAGGCUUUGGUUCCAUUUUCUUUUUCUGCCCUAAAUAGAGAGAACUGCAUGUGUCUUAACAGAGCCAGGGCUAUGCAUGCUUACUCAGAAAUAGCCCCACUGCAGUCAGUGGGACUUUACACCGAACUAAUUGCGUACAUAGGAUUGCAGCCUUAGAAAUCCAAACUUUAUAGCAGAAGAGUUUUAGGCAAAAUGUAAACUUGAAAUAAAGUAAGCAAAUCAGUACAA